Molecule: messenger RNA, 933 nt
Organism: Ramularia collo-cygni
Lineage: Eukaryota; Fungi; Ascomycota; Dothideomycetes; Mycosphaerellales; Mycosphaerellaceae
Exons: 1
Coding region: 1-933 (310 amino acids)
Biological process (GO): dephosphorylation
Molecular function (GO): phosphoprotein phosphatase activity
Source: RefSeq, a predicted model, not a curated record
AUGACCACCUCCACCAACAAUCCACAAUCUCCCUCUGGCUUUGAGAAGAUUGCCAACUUCCGCGAUGUCUCCAAAUCCCUCACAUCACCCCUCAUCAAAWCAGGCUUCCUCUACCGAAGCGCAAAUCCGGACCAAGCAACACCGCACGACCAACAACUCCUCCAAGAAACCUACAAAAUAAAAACAAUCAUCGACCUCCGUACAGACUCCGAGCACCUUUCCCGCCAAGAAACCAAAAACUCCCCUUCCAAGAAAGAAAAGAACCUCCCGGCAGACAUCCCAAUACUAGACUCCCUAACGCCAUCAGAAAACGCCGCACCAUUCUUCUCCGACAACCCCCAACCCUCCGGAGCAUCCUACAAAACUGUAGAAAUCAACUUCAAUGGCUCAACUUACACCUCCGCCAUGUUCUCCUCACUUUCCUACUAUCACCAAGCCAAACUUGCUGUCCUCUACGGCUUAGGCUACCGCACUCAAGCCAUCAAAAUCAUUGGCGAGAAUGUCAUGGCGAAAAGGGGUCUGACAGGACUAGCAAAGGACAGUCUGAAAUUCUGCCAAGCAGAAAUCAAAAGCGUCUUUGACAUUCUAUCCAACGAGGAAAACUGGCCAGUGUUGGUCCAUUGUACUCAAGGAAAGGACCGGACUGGUUUGGUAGUGUUGCUUGUUCUUAAAUUGUUACAUGUCGAAGCGCCGGACAUGAAGCGGGAUUAUUUACUCUCAGUGCCAGGUUUGUCGGGUGAUUUGGAAGAGAGGAUGAAGGCGAUUAGUAGUAUUGGACUACCAGAAGAGUUUGCGGGAUGUCMAGAAGACUGGGUGCGGGAGAUUUCAACUGAGAUUGAGAGGGAGUGGGGUGGUAUUGACCACUACUUGGAGGGCGAGUGCGGAGUACGGAAGGAGCAGGUAGAGGCCGUGAAGGCGAUAUUGAAGAAGUAG